AUGGCGAAUGAAGCCGCCAAGGCCCUCGAGGCCCUCCAAGUCUCCAAGACCAAGGAGCUCAAGGGAACUGAGAAGCGUGACUUUUUGAUCUCCCUUGAGAAGAAGUACCAGCAGAAGUGGUCUGAGGAGAAGAUCUUCGAGGUCGAUGCCCCCUCCAUCCAGGAGGUGCCCCUCCACUCAAUUUCCGCCGAGGAGCUGCGCCAGCAGCAGCCCAAGUGGAUGGGAUGCAUGGCCUUCCCCUACAUGAACGGUCGUCUGCACGCCGGUCACUUGUUCUCUGUGUCCAAGGUCGAGUUCGGUGCUGGUGUCGCCCGAAUGCAAGGAAAGCGCACCCUUUUCCCUAUGGGCUGGCACGCGACUGGUAUGCCUAUCAAGGCUGUCGCCGAUAAGCUGAAGAACGAGGUUCAGAUGUUUGGCCGUGACUUUGAGGGUUACCAAGAGGAGGAGGUUCUUGUUGACGACAAGCCCGCCGACGCUAAGGAGGCCCGCGAGGAUAUUACCAAGUUCACGACCAAGAAGAGCAAGGCGGCCGCCAAGACCGUCAAGGCGAAGUACCAGUUCCAAAUCAUGGAGUCCAUGGGCAUCCCGAGACAAGAGAUUCACCUCUUUGCCGAUGCAUCCUACUGGUUGACCUUCUUCCCUCCCCUCGCCCAAGAGGAUCUUACUAGCCUGGGUUUCAGAAUAGAUUGGAGAAGAUCUUUCAUUACCACGGACGCCAACCCCUACUUUGACGCUUUCGUGCGCUGGCAGAUGAACCGUCUUAAGGAGCUGAACAAGAUCAAGUUUGGCAAGAGAUACACUAUUUACUCUAUCAAGGAUGGCCAGCCUUGCAUGGACCAUGACCGAGCCGAGGGUGAAGGUGUCGGUCCCCAGGAGUACACUGGCCUCAAGAUGAAGGUCCUCGAGUGGGCUCCCAAGGCCGAGGAGGCUCUCAAUGCCAAGCUUCCCGCUGAUGCCAACGUCUUCCUCAUCCCCGCUACUCUGCGCCCUGAGACUAUGUACGGCCAGAACGCCGUCUUCGUCUCUCCCAAGAUUACCUAUGGUGUCUUCAAGGCCUCUGAGAAGGACUACUACAUUAUGACUGUCCGCGCCGCUCGCAACAUGGCUUACCAGGGUCUUUUUCUCCAGGAGGGCGUCGUUGACCAAGCCGCCGAUAUCGACGGAUCCGCUCUUAUUGGUACCCGCGUCCACGCCCCCUUCUCCGUUCACGAGGCUGGUGUUCGCGUUCUCCCCAUGGAGUCUAUCCUGCCCACCAAGGGUACCGGUGUCGUCACUUCCGUCCCCUCAGACAGUCCCGCCGAUUGGGUCAUGACCAUGGACCUCCGCAAGAAGGCCGCCUACUAUGGCAUCGAGCAGGAGUGGGCUGAGCUUGAGAUUAUUCCCAUCAUCGAGACUCCUUCCGGUGAUAUGAUUGCCAAGACCCUGGUCGAGCAGCUCAAGAUCGCCUCCCCCAAGGACACUGUCCAGCUUGACAAGGCCAAGGAGACUGCAUACUCUGAGGGUUACUACAAGGGUAAGAUGAAGGUUGGCGAGUUCAAGGGCGAGUCUGUCGAGGCUGCCAAGCCCAAGGUCCGCCAGUCCCUCAUCGACCAGGGUCUUGCCUUCGCCUACUCCGAACCUGAGCGCAAGGUCGUCAGUCGAUCUGCUGACGACUGUAUCGUUGCCCUCUUGGACCAGUGGUACCUGGACUACGGUGAGGAGUCGUGGAAGAAGACUGCUCUCGACUGGGUUGAGAACACUGACGGCAAGGGUCUCAACACCUUCAGCCACGAGACCAAGAACGCCUUCCAAGGUGUUCUGAACUGGCUCAACCAGUGGGCUUGCGCGAGAUCGUACGGUCUCGGAUCCAAGCUUCCUUGGGACCCUCAGUUCCUCGUUGAGUCUCUUUCAGACAGUACCAUUUACAUGGCAUACUACACCAUCGUUCCUUACCUCCACAAGGAUAUCUUCGGCAGAGAGAAGGGCACUGCCAACAUUGCCCCUGAGCAGAUGAUGGACGAAGUCUUUGACUACGUCUUCUGCCGUCGUGAGCUUGACGAGCAGCUCAUCGCCAAGUCCAACAUCUCCAAGGAGACUCUCGAGAGCAUGCGCCGCUCUUUCGAGUACUUCUAUCCCCUUGACCUCCGCAGCUCCGGUAAGGAUCUGAUUGGCAACCACUUGACCUUCUUCAUCUACAUCCAUCUGGCCAUGUUCACCCCCGAGUACUGGCCCAGAGGUAUCCGUACCAACGGCCACUUGAUGCUGAACGGUGAGAAGAUGAGCAAGUCUACCGGUAACUUCCUUACCAUGCAGGAUCUCGCCCGCAAGUUCGGUGCCGAUGCUGCUCGUAUCGGUCUGGCCGACGCUGGUGACACCAACGGUGACAGCAACUUCGAGGAGGACGUCGCCAACCAGGCUAUUCUGCGUCUCCACACCUUGAGAGAGUGGUGCGAUGAUGUCGUCAAGAACAAGAGCGAGCUCCGCACGGGCGAGUUGAACUUCUUCGACAAGAUCUUCGACAAUGAGAUGAACGUUAUCGCCAAGGAGGCCAUCCAACAAUACACCGAUACCUCCUACAAGCUGGCCCUUAAGGCUGGUUUCUACGACUUCAACAACGCUCUUUCCUUCUACCGCGAGAGCAGCGCGUCGGUCAAGAUGCACCACGACCUGGUCCUCCGCUUCAUCGAGCUCCAGUGUCUCCUCCUCGCCGUUGUCGCACCUCACUGGGCUGAAUCUGUGUGGAUCGAGAUCCUCGGCAAGCCCACGUCGAUCCAGCAGGCGACCUUCCCCGAGAUCCCCGAGACCGACGCCGGCCUCACGGCGGCAAGGAAGUACAUCUCGGUGACGGCUUCCAACGUCAACUCGGCCGAAUCGCUCCAGCUGAAGAAAAAGGCCAAGGGCAAGGAGACGUCUUUCGACCCCAAGAAGCCCAAGAAGCUCACCAUCUUCAUGAGCGAGAAGUUCCCGCAGUGGCAGCAGGCCUACAUUGACCUCCUCAAGGAGAUGUGGAACGCCGAGACCAACUCGGUUGACGACAAGGCACUCAACGGCAAGAUUGCCAAGAUGGGCGAGAUGAAGAAGGCCAUGCCCUUCGUGCAGGGUCUCAAGAGACGUCUUCAGGCAGGUGAGCCGGCGAGCGCCGUUCUCGAGCGCAAGCUCGCGUUCGAUGAGAAGGCGGUGCUCGUAGACAUGAUUGACGGCCUCAAGCGUAGUGCCAACCUCGUCGAGGUGACAAUCCUGGCGGUGGAGGAGGGCGGCAAGAAGGCGACGGAUCUGGUGACCGGGGCCGUGGUGGAGAACCUGGCGCCCAAUGCCGAAGGCGCGGUUCCAGGUGCGCCGAACUUCUUGUUCGCCAACGUGGAGUCAUCGUGA
Messenger RNA from Colletotrichum truncatum, 3351 nucleotides. Its product is annotated as leucyl-trna synthetase. The record is from RefSeq and is a predicted model, not a curated record. Lineage: Eukaryota; Fungi; Ascomycota; Sordariomycetes; Glomerellales; Glomerellaceae. Gene Ontology annotation, molecular function: leucine-tRNA ligase activity; ATP binding; aminoacyl-tRNA deacylase activity. Gene Ontology annotation, biological process: leucyl-tRNA aminoacylation.